Rosa rugosa (rugosa rose) is the source of this 2236-nucleotide messenger RNA. RefSeq lists its product as uncharacterized. NCBI's taxonomy places the organism in Eukaryota, Viridiplantae, Streptophyta, Magnoliopsida, Rosales, Rosaceae. The transcript is spliced from 6 exons. Bases 909 to 1886 code for a protein of 325 amino acids. The record is from RefSeq and is a predicted model, not a curated record.
UAUUCUCUCUUUUUUUUGUUACAAUAAAUCUGGUAUUCUGAUGCCUUAAAUAAUUGUUGGGUAUCAAAAUCUCUCUGCUUUUUAUCUCUACAGAAACAAAAUCCUACUUGCUUUUCUACACUAUAAAGCCCCAGCGCUUUAGUCACUCCGAUCAUUCCGAUAUUUCCUUCAUCCUCAAUCACUGAAUCAGAGGCCGAAAUUCGGGGAAUCUCACAUUUUCCGGUUACAAAAUCGUCAACUAGACAAAAGAAAACUCGGAUAUUCCUACUGUUUUCUUCUCAACUUUUCUCUCUCGUGUUUCCUUCAAAUCAAGCUUUUCCGCAAUUUCGCUUCCUGGGUUUGAUUUUGGUUUAACGUUGCAUCCAAGUGUCGUGACCUUUUAGCACAGAGAAGAGUUUUUCGUUCUCGUUCUCGUUUUCGUUUUCGUUUUCGUGUCUUGAGAAGACCGUUUGAGUUUCCUUGAAGGUUAGUUAACGAAAACAAAAACAAGAAAAUAGAGAGAGAGAAAAAAAAGAGUGACCGUUUGUUUGUCCGGAGAAUUGGCCGGAAUACAACUAUCUCGGGUGUACGGAAACGGCUGUUGGGGAAUUGAUAACGUUGUUGCCAACGAAGACUCUCUGUAAGAGAAGACUGAGUACCUUUGAACUACCUCCCCUCCCAUUUCGCGUUUCUCUUCCUCUCUCCUCAAAGAGAAAUCAAAUCCCGACAAUCAGUCUCUCCCUUUCUUAUCUCUCUCUCUCUCUAUUUUUAUAGCUUUUGCAACUCUGUUUUCCGGGUUGGGUGAGAGAAGACUCGUUUUUUUUAGUUUUUGGUUUCUCCCUCGCUGAAUCAGAGCGAGCGAAAACUUAACUUCGCUCUCUCCCCUCCUCUCUUUUUUCCUUGUCUCCAUCUUUUUCCAGAACAAGACGAUGAUUUUGGACAAAGGGUCAAUGCAGUCAAACCUUGAAUGCUUCCUCCAUGGUACAACCCCAGUGCUCCAACCCCAAUUCUUGCCCAAGUCUGAGAUUAGGAACCUUAAUCGGCUAUGGCACCCGUGGGAGAGAGAAAAGGUUGAGUAUUUCACAUUGAGUGAUCUGUGGAAUUGUUUUGAUGAAUGGAGUGCUUAUGGUGCCGGAGUUCCGAUCACCUUGGACAGCGGUGAGACCCUUGUGCAGUACUAUGUGCCUUACCUCUCUGCUAUCCAAAUCUUCACCAGCAAUUCAUCUGUAAAUAGCUUCAGGGAAGAAACCGAGUCAGGUGAUUGUGAGACGAGGGAUUCGUUUAGCGAUUCAUGCAGUUUCGAGAGUGAAAGUGAUAAGUUAUGGAGAUGGGAUGGAUGCUCCUCAGAGGAAGGUGGAUUUGAGCAAGACAAUAAUCUGUGGCAUCUGAAUGAUAGAUUAGGCUAUCUAUAUUUUGAGUAUUUUGAGAGAUCAACUCCGUAUGGAAGAGUUCCUCUCAUGGAUAAGAUUAAUGGAUUUGCUCAAAGAUACCCUGGCUUGAUGUCAUUGAGGAGCGUUGAUCUUUCACCAGCUAGUUGGAUGUCUGUUGCUUGGUACCCAAUUUAUCAUAUUCCAAUGGGAAGAACUAUAAGGGACCUCUCCACAUCCUUCCUCACUUACCACACGCUUUCAUCUUCUUUUCAAGACAUGGACCUUGAGGAUGAUAUGGAGAGUGACGAGCAACGGAAGAGAAAGAAAGGAGAAGGCAUCUCACUGCCUCCAUUUGGGUUGGCCACUUACAAGAUGCAAGGGAAUUUGUGGGUCUCGGGCAACUGCGGCCGGGACCAAGAGAGGCUCAUGUCGCUGUUGAGCGUGGCGGAUUCAUGGCUAAAGCAGCUAAGGGUCCAGCACCAUGACUUCAACUACUUCACCUCAAUUAGGCGUGGUGGCCAGUGCCACUACCUCUGAAGCUUUGAAAACAAAUUUCACUCGGAAAGUGGAAUCGGAAAUUGACCACAGAAAAAUAUCAUCGUCCUCUUCUCUUUGGACGUCGGAUAUUUGGUUUUUUCUGGAACCUUUGUUUUGGCCAUGAGUCUGAGGAUAUUUCAUUUGGAUUUUAGGGUGUUUUAGUGUUCAGUGUUUGACUGUGACUCCUUUUGUUGGGCUUUGUAUGUAUUUAGAGAGAGAGAUGGGUGAGGUUAGAGAGAGGCUCAUUGAGCCUUGAAUUAUGAGGUUUUAUAGUGCUUUGUGUAAUUAUAUUCUCUUGACCAUUUUUAUGGAAUUGAGAUGAAGAAAAUGAAACCUUAUGGUUUUGCAAA